UCAACGGCAUGUGGAGAAGCAGAAAGAAACGAAGCCCAACAAGUAAACUUGUUGAAUGACAACCAAACUAAAAACUUUUCACCUUUUCAUCGCCGACGUUCUUCCAGCCUGCUGACAAGUCGGCACACUUCGGCGUACCGCUGCGGCGUCUCCGGCACAACUCUGCGCGGUUAGAAACCAACAAAAAUGCGAGAUCGAACGAAAGAAUUGGGGAACAAAGGUGACGCUUCAGAUGACGAUGAUGAGGGCAAAUCUCUGAUGAUCAAACCUGGAAGCUCUUCAGCCAAGGAGGAAAAGGACAAUGAGAGCUUCUUGAAAAAGGUGCAAGAAAUCCAUGAGGGUCUUUACAGCUUCAAGAGAAUGGUGUGCGAACUCGAGAACAAGCAGAAAACGGUUCUGGGUGUAGCGCUGCCCGAGGAGGGGAUGAAGAAACAGCUGCAGACACUCCGAGAUGAGAUCAAGACGCUGGCCAGUCAAAUCCAAAGGAAACUGAAGAGCAUUGAGCCCAAAAAGGGAGACGACGAUGGCAAAUAUGUGUCCAUCAACGCUCGCAUGCAGCGCACUCAGCACGCCGUCCUGUCCAGGGAGUUUGUGGAGCUGAUGGGCCACUGCAACACCAUCCAGGCCCAGUACAGAGACCGCAAUGUGGAGAGGAUACAGAGGCAACUCAAGAUCACUGGCACCCAAGUGACCGAUGAGGAGCUGGAUUCAAUGCUGGAAAGUGGCCAGACAGACGUUUUCACGCAAAACAUUCUGAGCGAUGCCAAAGCCACGAAACAAGCGCUGAACGAGAUCGAGUCACGGCACGACGAGAUCCUAAAGCUGGAACGAAGCAUCAAAGAUCUUCACGACAUGUUUCAGUACUUGGCCAUGGAGGUGGAAGCUCAGGGGGAGAUGGUGGACCAGAUCGAGCACAACAUCAAGCAGUCGUCCAACUACGUGGAAAGGGCCAAGGAGAACACGGAGAAAGCGGUCACAUAUCAACAGAAAGCUCGCAAGAAAAAGAUUUGGAUCGCAAUCUGCUUGGCCGUGGUCAUCAUCAUUCUCGCCAUCUCGCUGGCCGCCACCUUCUCCUGACGCAGAGGGCCGCCUGUAACGCUUGGGUCUGGAUCUGUUACGAAUAUGCUCGGCGCCUUCCUUUUGCCUCUCUAACACAUAGUCGGCCUUCCCCUGUGUUGCUCGUCCCUGUAAAAAUAUCCCAUGCAUCAAGACCAGGACUGUUAUAACAGCCCCCCGCCCCCCAAUCAGACUGGAGCCUGACGGGCGCUGAUCAAUCAGUACUCAGGAAUACUUUUGGUUUUAUAGGACAAAGGGGGAUCUCUUUUAUAACAAAUUGUACAUAAUGUAUAGUGCUGUUCACGCAAACGUUACUAACUGCCCUAGUGUAAUUAUGUGGUGUAAAUACAGAUGUUUGUACCCCCACGGUUCCUCCCCUUUGGAUUUUUAAUAGCGUCGCGGACCAGUUUUUGUAUUUAUCACUUGAACUUGGGACGUGUGGGAUGCCAAGAGCAUAUUAAAUUCUUAAAGGCCUCAUCAUGCACUGAAACGUUUUUUUCCCCUUUUCUUCGCUGCUUGCAGUCAAACUCGAGCUGCAGUUGGUCUGUGCAUUUGCAAUGAAAUAACUUGGAAAAUUAAUUUGGGAAAUGUGUAUUACUGUGGCUUUGGUCUCAAAAUAAAAUGCUGCCAUCUUC
Messenger RNA from Hippocampus comes (tiger tail seahorse), 1691 nucleotides. RefSeq names its product syntaxin 4 (gene stx4). Gene Ontology annotation, biological process: vesicle fusion; exocytosis; intracellular protein transport. Gene Ontology annotation, molecular function: SNAP receptor activity; SNARE binding. The transcript has 10 exons. The record is from RefSeq and is a predicted model, not a curated record. The coding region runs from base 187 to 1077 and encodes 296 amino acids. Lineage: Eukaryota; Metazoa; Chordata; Actinopteri; Syngnathiformes; Syngnathidae. Gene Ontology annotation, cellular component: endomembrane system; plasma membrane; SNARE complex.